UACCCAAUGAGGAGCGAGUUUCGCGAGGGCUGUCGGGAAAGGCAGCCAGCCUAUAUAAGCAGCCUGCGGGGCGUUCCCUCGCGCUCCGGUCGCCGUGCGGGUGUCGGUGAGGAGUGUUUUCUGCUCGUUGAGACGUGCGCGUCCCGAACGAUGGCGGAGGGUGAUAACCGCAGCAGCAACCUGCUGGCUGCGGAGACUGCGAGUCUAGAAGAGCAGCUGCAAGGAUGGGGAGAAGUGAUGCUGAUGGCUGACAAAGUCCUUCGGUGGGAAAGAGCCUGGUUUCCACCUGCCAUCCUGAGUGUGGUUUCCCUGCUGUUCCUGAUUAUCUAUUAUCUUGAUCCAUCUGUGCUGUCCGGUGUUUCCUGUUUUGUUAUGUUUUUGUGCCUGGCUGACUACCUUGUUCCCAUUCUAGCACCAAGGAUUUUUGGCUCUAAUAAAUGGACCACUGAACAACAGCAAAGAUUUCAUGAAAUCUGCAGUAAUCUAGUAAAAACCCGACGCAGAGCUGUGGGCUGGUGGAAACGCCUCUUUUCCCUAAAGGAAGAAAAGCCUAAAAUGUACUUCAUGACGAUGAUCAUUUCUCUUGCUGCAGUUGCUUGGGUGGGACAACAAGUCCACAACCUGCUUCUCACCUACCUGAUUGUGACUUUUGUGCUGCUGCUUCCUGGACUAAAUCAACAUGGAAUCAUUUUGAAGUACAUUGGGAUGGCUAAAAGGGAGAUAAACAAGCUUCUCAAGCAGAAAGAAAAGAAAAAUGAGUGAUGCGGCUUCAGUGGAGCGCGCCUGCCUGCCUGCCUGCCUGCCUGCCCUGGGAAAGUUGUCCAGUGCUGUCUGGAUGCUAACGUUAACAGUGGCUCUUUGCUUCCCUCACUCUGCCCUUGUUGAUAGAGAUUCCCACAGGCCAGGCUUUGUGCUGUGUCCAGUGCCAGCUGUAGCUGGGUGCAUUCCUGUCAUAACUUGCUUUAUUGAGUUUUUAUUUUUGACAACUUCCUUUAAAAUACUAAAGUGGUGACCUUUACUCUUUUGUACAGUGAACUGUGACUUUGGAUAAUUGUUGAUGUUUGCUUUAAGCUAUAUUCAAGGUAGUGGUCUGUGGCUUACAGGAAGCUGGUUCUACUGUCUGCUUCCACAGUCUGCUUAACAAACUGUCUUAUCUUUGUGAGUACAGAGACCAGGUUUACCACUUUUGAUGAAGAGACCACUUAAGAUUCAUUCCUGAUUUUCCACUGUGGGAGGAUGCCAUAGAAUAGGAUAAAAUUCCACACCCUAGUGUAUGAGUUCCUCUCUUGUAGGAAAUGUAGCACUUUUUGGAAGCAUUGCCUUUUUUUUUUUUUCACAUGAGGAAUCUGUCAGCUUAGACUGACCUCUCAUUCCCUUUGCACUGCGUCAAGUUUUAACAGCUCUUGAACAACAAACUUCCAGAAGAUUGUAUUUGGGUAUUUUAGCACGCUCUUUGUUCCAGAUUUUCAGCUGACUUAAAAUGUCUGUGACUUUACUCCAAGGCCAGCCAGGAAUAUAAAAGUCUCUUUUGUUCACUCAGUAAAAAACUAGAACAUGUAUUAAUUUUUAAGACCAGAAAAAAGCCUUUAGAGGUAAGCCCAAAAAUACUUGUUUUUUUUUCCCCUCGUAAUGCUGACUGUAUUUCAGUGGCUCUAGGUUUAUACUUGGAAGCAGUGUCUACACUGGUGUUGGACUUUCCCCUUGCAGGGUUGCAGCUGAGAGCAGACUGCUGACAGUAACUGCUCUGUGUAGCAUUUGUAACUCCUUAAGCUUACUGUGAUCACAUGCCCUUUCAGUAGGUAGACUUUCAGAGCAGUUGAAAUCUGCAGGAGUGAACCUCUGAGGGCCAAAAUAGGACACAUUUGGGAACAACUCUUAACCCAUGAACUAGCUGUACCAUAGUUUGUGGAUCCAUUGCACUGAUGCUGUGAAGCCUGAACCUUGUGUAUCUGCCUCUGUCCUUUCACCUCCCUGGCACUGUAAACAGUGGCACCUGUUGUAGCAUGUGUUUGUUUUUUAAUGUUUCAUGACACCCACCUUAAUUUUACAUGUUUUCUUGUAAAUAAGCCUGCCUUCCUACCUGGAAUUUUUUUUGUGUGUGAAUAAUACAUGUUCUACCAAUUAA
Messenger RNA from Peromyscus leucopus (white-footed mouse), 2125 nucleotides. RefSeq names its product ADP ribosylation factor like GTPase 6 interacting protein 1 (gene Arl6ip1). NCBI's taxonomy places the organism in Eukaryota, Metazoa, Chordata, Mammalia, Rodentia, Cricetidae. The transcript is spliced from 6 exons. The record is from RefSeq and is a predicted model, not a curated record. The coding region runs from base 7 to 762 and encodes 251 amino acids.